AUGGCCGCAUCGCUCUACCUGCUGUACCGUCGCCGUCGUGUCGUCGUGCCGGCCGGUCAGUCGAGCGGCACGCUACAACGCCUUGGUCUUGACGUGCUGACGCCCAGCGGCUGCGAGCGUGCGCUCGUGGCCCGUGGCCGUCUGCCGGCGGGCAAGCGCCUCACGGGUCUUUCUCGUUACGUUUCGCCCCUUCUGCAGCAAUACCUACUGGUAUCAGCGCUGCAGUCGACUGCGUCGUGGCUGAGUCUCGUGGCGCUGCGUCACCUGUCGUUCCCGGCCAUUACGUUGGCCAAGUCCAGCAAGCUCGUGCCGGUGCUUGUGAUGAAUGUACUGCUGUACCGCCGGCACUUUGCGACGUACAAGUAUGUGGUCGUUGCCCUCGUGACUGUCGGCGUGUGGAUGUUCAUGGCGCUUGGCAAGAAGAAGGCAGCGGCAGUGGCUCAUGGCAACAGUGUCCUGGGUAUGACGCUGCUUGCCGUCCACCUUAUGCUCGAUGGUGCGACUAACAGUACACAAGACGAGGUGUUUGCGACGUAUGCGUCGUCCGUGUCAGGCACGCAAAUGAUGCUCGUCAUGAAUGCCAUUUCGGCGACCUACAUGACGACGGCGCUCCUUGUGCCGGAGGGCCUUGUGCACUACUUGGUAGUGCAUGCGCGCCAGCUCCUUGCGUCGCUCGUUCAUCCCCACUGGAUUGCAGCGGUGCUUAUGGCUGGUAUUAGUACGCCCAAGCUUUCGUGGACGCCGCAGCUUGUGAGUGGCUGCCAGUUCCUUAUGCGCCACCCUGACGCAGCACGCGACGUGCUUGGCUAUGCCAUGGCUGGUGCGCUUGGCCAGAUUGCCAUCUUUGAAACGCUCGAGCGUUUCGGCAGCCUGACCCUUGUUUCGAUUACGGUCACGCGCAAGUUGUUCACGAUGCUGCUCUCCAUUCUCGUGUACAAGCACCACCUGCGCUCGCUGCAGUGGGUCGGUGUCGCUGUGGUGUUUGCUGGUCUGUUUAUUGAGAUGCGCCAGAAGCAGCAGCAACAGCGUGCGGCUGCGCAGGCGAAAACUCAGUAG
Molecule: messenger RNA, 1056 nt
Organism: Malassezia sympodialis ATCC 42132
Lineage: Eukaryota; Fungi; Basidiomycota; Malasseziomycetes; Malasseziales; Malasseziaceae
Gene: HUT1
Product: UDP-galactose transporter HUT1
Biological process (GO): UDP-galactose transmembrane transport
Cellular component (GO): endoplasmic reticulum membrane; Golgi membrane
Molecular function (GO): UDP-glucose transmembrane transporter activity; UDP-galactose transmembrane transporter activity
Source: RefSeq, a predicted model, not a curated record